AUGAGAACCUAUCAUUCAACCGUAAAGGCUCGUUUGCAUUUAGGAAGCCGAAAAGAGCGCUGCAUGGGUAGUAUCUGGCGAUCCAAGCCUUGCCGUCGCCGGAAACUUGUCUGCAUUCCCGCCGGCCCUGCGCUCUCCGUCUCACACGCUCUGACCCAUCUCACCGGCGUGAUCGCGCAGGGGGUCAUCGAUCUCAGCGACGAAAAGCACGGCCAGGCAUCGCUACUCAAGAUGAUCGGCAACAACAUGAUCAUGUCCACGAUGGAAACGGCAGCGGAAGUAAAUGUGUUUACCAAGAAAGUUGGACUGGGGCCUGCAAAUGCGCAGAACAUGGUCGAAGCCUUUCCGAAAGCCGCGCCGGCGCUGUAA
Messenger RNA from Letharia columbiana, 369 nucleotides. RefSeq lists its product as uncharacterized. The record is from RefSeq and is a predicted model, not a curated record. NCBI's taxonomy places the organism in Eukaryota, Fungi, Ascomycota, Lecanoromycetes, Lecanorales, Parmeliaceae. Gene Ontology annotation, molecular function: oxidoreductase activity. Bases 1 to 369 code for a protein of 122 amino acids. The transcript has a single exon.